CACAGAUAUUCAGUAACAAUGGCUGUACUCGUGUUGUUGGUUGCCAUCGUCGGCUGUGUUUUGGCCAAACCUUCCAGCGAAAAUGUGAAGCCAGUUGAAGUUACAUUUUACUACUCAGUAUUCUUCCACCAUGCCAUUACAAAGGGAUUGCUUCCAGCUUAUACUGACACCAAAUUUAAUUAUUCUUCUCUGAUUUCAAAACUCACAUUGGUUCCUUUUAGUUGGGCAUAUAAUGCGAAUCAAACCACUUAUAAUUUCAAGACUAAGCGUGGUCAAUUUGAAAGUGACGGGAACAGGUUACGUUCGUGUGCCACCAAGUAUAUCCCCGACGUAUUAACAACUUUAAAUUACAUUUCAUGCUUAGAAAAACUAGAAAAACAUCAGCAGGGAUACGCUCCAUUCGAAUUUGGUAUACCACCUAAAUAUCCCAUUGAUAAGUGCAAAAAUAAACUCCCAGCUGGUCUCUACCCAAAAAUAAUCAAUUGUUAUAGAUCAGAUGAAGGAUGGGAAUUAUACGAGGAAAAUAAAGAGAAAUCCAAACCAUUGCUUCCGAAAGCUGGUACCAUUCCUUUUCCUUAUGUCUCCUUCAAUGAUGAACAUGAUGACGUUCUGGCUCAAGAUGCAGUUGACAACUUCAAGAGUACACUUUGCAAAGUUACUGGUGUUGUUGACAAAGCUUGUUCUUUGUAAAACUAUUAUAUACUCAAUCUUGUUAGAUACAUAAAACAUAUGAUCAAUAAAUAAGGUAAUACUGUAUUUGAUGCAAUGUAUCACAAGCAAUUUAAAGACAAUAUUUGAAGUAAU
Messenger RNA from Nezara viridula (southern green stink bug), 804 nucleotides. NCBI's taxonomy places the organism in Eukaryota, Metazoa, Arthropoda, Insecta, Hemiptera, Pentatomidae. The record is from the annotation of a GenBank genome assembly.